Messenger RNA from Drosophila arizonae, 1204 nucleotides. RefSeq names its product Purine-rich binding protein-alpha (gene Pur-alpha). Gene Ontology annotation, molecular function: DNA-binding transcription factor activity, RNA polymerase II-specific; purine-rich negative regulatory element binding; RNA polymerase II transcription regulatory region sequence-specific DNA binding. The record is from RefSeq and is a predicted model, not a curated record. NCBI's taxonomy places the organism in Eukaryota, Metazoa, Arthropoda, Insecta, Diptera, Drosophilidae. Gene Ontology annotation, biological process: regulation of transcription by RNA polymerase II. Gene Ontology annotation, cellular component: nucleus.
UUUGUUAUCAAUAUCGGAAUGGAAACGUCUUACGUGUCAUCUCGAACAGAGCAUCUCCGUCAAACUGUGUUGAUUUGGUCUGAGUUGUAAUUAUGAGACGUAGUGCAUUCAAAAAGCAAACUAUCAAAAUAUGAAUAUUAUAGGUUGUGCGAAUGCUUGUGUGAAUACAUGCGUAAGCGCAUUUGGUAGAGUGCGAAGCGGAACUUGCUUGUAUGUAAAAAUAUUGUAAGAGGGGCAGUGGAAAGGCAGAAAUUGGUAAUUCAGUUAACGGAAAUCAUAUUUCAAAUCACCAAAGCUGUAUAACCAACGCUACACUCAAACGUUUUUCACAAUGUCUGAUCUUGGAAGCGGCGACGAUGGCAUGUCAGGAUCAAAAUAUAAUGCGAGUAAUAUGGAACGCUCUUCAAGUAGAAAUGAUUUUGAAUCGGGAAAAGCUAGCAGUGCUGUCGAACAAGAAUUGGCGACAAAAAUGCUUCAAAUCCAAUCGAAACGAUUUUACUUGGAUGUUAAACAAAAUCGUCGGGGACGCUUUAUAAAGGUGGCUGAGAUUGGAGCAGACGGCAGAAGAAGUCAAAUAUAUUUAGCUCUGUCGACAGCAGCUGAGUUUCGUGAUCAUCUAUCAUCUUUUAGUGAUUAUUAUGCAUCUCUAGUUAAUCGAAACGCAGGGCCACCAAACACUGACAAUUUACCGGAGGAUGGCAAAUUGAAAUCAGAGAUGAUGAUCAAGGACAAUCGAAGAUAUUAUUUGGACUUGAAAGAAAAUGCACGAGGAAGAUUUUUAAGAGUUUCGCAAACAAUAACAAGAGGUGGACCCAGAUCUCAAAUCGCAUUGCCAGCUCAGGGUAUGAUCGAGUUUCGCGACGCGUUAACUGAUUUGUUGGAAGAGUUUGGAGCUAAUGAUGCAGGAUUUAAAGGUGAUUUACCCGAAGAGCGGCAUAUGAAAGUGGACAACAAGAACUUUUACUUUGAUAUAGGACAAAAUAAUCGAGGUGUUUACAUGCGAAUAAGUGAGGUGAAGAAUAAUUUUCGCACUUCUAUAACUAUACCUGAAAAGUGUUGGCUACGAUUUCGUGAUAUUUUCAAUGAUUAUUGCGAUAAAAUAAAAAAGUCUCCUGAUGCUAAUACUGCCGACAACAUUGUACCAUCAACAGCUAACAGUCUUAAAUAAUGUGCAAUAAUGAAUUAAUGAAUAAAUAUAUAUAUA